This is a messenger RNA of Anopheles stephensi (Asian malaria mosquito), 2396 nucleotides long. Its product is annotated as ITG-like peptide. The record is from RefSeq and is a predicted model, not a curated record. Lineage: Eukaryota; Metazoa; Arthropoda; Insecta; Diptera; Culicidae. The transcript has 8 exons. The coding region runs from base 358 to 1011 and encodes 217 amino acids.
UGCCAUUGACAAGCAGUUCACUCUUGACCGUGGAAUCGCUCGCUUGGCAGAGCUCCCGCCAAACAGUACGCGCUCCAGUUUCAGUUUGUGAAAGUGUUUGAAGCGAAUAGUGCCAGAAGGAUACACAACACCGUCGGAGUCGCUGGUAGUGCUAGGUGGGUGAAAAUUUCCAAGUCCAAGAAUACAAAAGUGAAAAGCAGUGGAUUUCGUUGCUGGUAAUUCCAAACAGCGAAUCGUAAAACGCAACCGGGUCUAUUCGUUAAGGCAUCCAACGCCAGUUACUUCCGGCAGCCAGAAUCGUUUGGCGUGAUUUGGAAGAAGCUACUUUACGCUGUACAGAAGAGCCUCAUUUUCAACAUGAAAUCCCCUGCCCUGUGGAUGGCCAUCGGUGCGAUUCUACUCCUAGGCGGAAGUGUGAACGCAUGGGGUGGACUGUUCAACCGAUUCUCGCCGGAGAUGCUAGCAAACAUGGGCUACGGCAGCCAUGGAGGAUCCUUUCGACCACAAACGUUUCUGCAGAACGAGAUCCUUGACGAGGAACAACAAAGUCCACGGUACGAGCCGGACCCCUGCUAUCCCCGAAUGUGCUCCGCUAACGAAUUUUGCUGUCCAGGCUAUAUCUGCGUAAUCAUGGAUAAUGAUUCACCUAUCUCUGUAAGGGGCACGUGCAUGCCGCUCUAUGGACGAAAGUAUGGCGAGCUGUGUCGACACGAUUCGGACUGCGAGUCUGGGCUGGUCUGUGACAUAUCCGCCCUGAGCGGUGCCAGCGUCUGCCGACCGCCGACCAUCGUGGCGAAGCAGUACGGCGAAGAUUGCAUCACUUCCAGUGACUGUGAAAUUACACGAGGAUUGUGCUGUCAGGUGCAGAGAAGACAUCGACAAGUGCCUCGCAAGGUAUGCUCGUACUUCAAAGAUCCAUUGCUGUGCGUUGGAACGGUUGCUGCCGAUCAGGUGAAACACCAGAUUGAGCAUACUGCGGGCGAAAAGCGCAUCAUCUACAAUAAGCACUAAACAACCGACACUAAGCGCCCAACUAUGCAACCUCCAAAAUUAAUCCAAUCGAUUCCGAUCGAAUGGCAGCAGAAGCAUUUUAGCGUGUCAUUCUCCAGGAACAGCAAGAAUCCUUCCCUCUCGAACUACGCAGCAGGAGAAGCGUACUUAUUGAAUCCUUGUAUGAAAACUCUUUUGUGUUUCUCCCCUCCGCACAAAAUCAACUCGUAGCGAUCAGUAAACGGCAAUCAGAAAAAUCCAAACCUCCCUCCCCCCCCCCUCCCCUCUGAAAAGCAGAACAUAGUCGUAGUAGUAGCAGCAGCAAAUCAAUCAAAUAUCCGGUUACGUUAUGUACGUAGCAGAGGUAAAGCUUUGUUAAAUAGAGCCGUCAAAGUCAGCAAAACGAAACAUAUCCAGCAGCAAACCAGUUAGUGCAUUUCUUAAGGGUCAAACUAUCGGAACGAAUACAUAUCAAACACAUACUUUUAAGCAUAGCAGAAGGAGAGCUACUGGCAGCGAGAGAUCGAAUGUACUCAGCUCUAGUCCAAACUUGGUCCAUUGAUUUGCUGUACCAGAUAAUUGAAAGCCUCACGAUUCCUCGACCGUGUAUCAAGGGUUAUGUUUAGUUCAGUGUCAAAGACAUUACAACCUACACACUUAUAAUUUAAAGCGCUAACACGUUCUCAACAAUUUUACAUGCUGGACUUUAUCACCUUUCUAGACGUUCCACUGUGAUUGACGCCAAGUGUACAGUCCACAAAAACAUCUUAUUACCGUCUUGCGAGACAAGUUAAAAUCACUUUUUCUCUUCUCGAUAUACUACUGCUAACCGUGUUUGAAGCAUGCAUGUACUUGAAGCUAUUGUGAAGCGUUUAUCAUUCGUCCUCGGUAACUCAAUUUUUGGCUUGCAUGAUAGCGAAACGGAAAGUUGGAUAAAGGAUAGAGAGAGAGAGAGAUGGAAAGAAACGGCUUGGAAGCUUGCUUAACUGUUUUCGUCCAUUACAAAUACAGCAUACAAUUUACUACCAACAGGUAACCAAAAAAAACACACUCACACACACACAUUACAUUGAUUGAAAACUAUACAAUAAAAUACCCUUGCUGAUAUAAUCGGUUCUUAUGCAAUGAAUACAUAUCGUUAUACAAUAUAUAAAUAUAUAUAUAUAUACAAAAUCCCCACAUACAUAUAUAUAUAUAUACACACAUAAUGCUGCAAAGAUUGAUCAAAGAGAAUCAAUGAAGCAGUUAAAUCCCCAAGAAGAAGAAGAGAAAAGAAAAGUCACAAAAAGGUUGCAAACAAUCCACAUCUAGGUGUAAGAAGAAUGCAAGAGCGAAAGGAAGCAGAAAAAGAAGAACAUCCUAGCAAGUUAUCGUAAGUUAUGAACAAAUAAUAAUUACAACAACAA